AUGAGGAGAUUGUUUGCGAUUGCAUCGACGGGAAAGAGAUUUGCUCUUCAGAAAGGUAAACAUGGAACUGCUCCUUCUUCGUUUAGCCAUUGCGGUUUCUGGGUACGAGCUUUUUCUAGUGGUGGCAGUGAUGUUUACAGAGAAAAAUUGAGUAGAAAUGUGUUACAGGACAUUAAGUUAGACGAUGCAAUUGGUUUGUUCGGUGAGAUGGUCAAGUCUCGUCCUUUGCCUUCCAUUGUUUAUUUCAGUAAAUUUUUUACUACAAUUGCUAAGAUGAAGAAGUUUGAUCUUGUCAUCUCCUUUGGGGAGAAGAUGCAAAAUCUGGGAAUUUCACAUGAUCUCUUUACUUACAGUAUUUUCGUAAACUGUUUCUGCCACUCUUCUCAACUCUCUCUUGCUUUAGCUGUUCUUGGGAAGAUGAUGAAACUCGGCUAUGAGCCCAGCGUUGUCACACUUAACUCUCUGCUCAAUGGUUUCUGUCACGGGAAUAGGAUUACAGAUGUUGUAUCUCUUGUUGAUCAGAUGGUGGCAAUGGGAUUUCAACCAGAUACUGUUACAUUUACAACUCUUAUCCAUGGUCUUUUUCUCCACAACAAAGCAUCCGAGGCAGUGGCUUUAGUUGAACGUAUGUUUGUGAAAGGUUGUCAACCGAACCUAGUUACAUACGGUGUGGUAGUAAACGGAAUAUGUAAGAGAGCUGAUACUGAUUUGGCUUUAAGAUUGCUUAAGAAGAUGGAUGAAGGGAAAAUAAAGCAUGGCGUUGUAAUCUACAACACAGUCAUUGAUGCUCUUUGCAAAUACAAGCAUGUGAAUGAUGCACUUGACCUGUUCAAUGACAUGGAGAUCAAAGGAAUCAGACCAGAUGUUUUUACCUACAGCUGCCUCAUUAGUUGCCUUUGUAAUUACAGAAGAUGGGGUGAUGCCUCUCGGUUACUUGGUGAUAUGAUUGAAAGGGAUAUCAACCCAAACGCCGUUACUUUCAGCUCAUUGAUCGAUGCGUUUAUGAAGGAGGGGAAGCUUUUGCAGGCUGAAAUUUGUACAAUGAGAUGA
Molecule: messenger RNA, 1050 nt
Organism: Camelina sativa (false flax)
Lineage: Eukaryota; Viridiplantae; Streptophyta; Magnoliopsida; Brassicales; Brassicaceae
Source: RefSeq, a predicted model, not a curated record